AUGCCUGGAAGCUCUCGAAUGCCCGUCAGUCUCCUCGGCGGCUUCGAAAAGGUCAAGCGCCGAGGACCCGCCAACCCUCUCGAUUUCCUCACCGUCGACCUGCUCCGGAAUAUCGUCUUCUACUACUUUGUCCUCCGAUGGACCCGACGUGCUUUCUGGAAGCUCAAGGGUCGAGGCCCGAUCGGCGCCAUCCUCGAGUUGUACCAUGUAAUCCACCGCACAUUAUACGGUUAUUUCCUUCGCGCCCCUGGCGUGCGUGGCAAGGUCCAGAAACAGGUCAACGAGUCCAUUGCUCAAAUGUCGUCCAAACUCAUUGCACAGACUGAUACCCGGUACUUGACGCUUCCCAAGGAGGGCUUGACCGCAGAUACUGUGCGUGCGGAACUUGAGAUGCUGGCCAACCUCGACCACACCCGCUGGGAGGAUGGCUUCGUCUCCGGAGCCGUCUACCACGGCGAGGAAAGUCUCAUCGGCCUGCAGACCGAGGCUUUUGGCAAGUUUACCGUUGCCAAUCCCAUCCACCCGGAUGUCUUCCCGGGUGUGCGCAAGAUGGAAGCUGAGGUAGUCAGCAUGGUGCUCAACAUAUUUCAUGCCCCUCCUGGAGCUGCCGGCGUUUCGACUGCUGGCGGUACUGAGAGCAUCUUGAUGGCUUGUUUGAGCGCUCGCCAAAAGGCGUAUGCCGAGCGCGGAGUUACGGAACCUGAAAUGAUUCUCCCUUACACUGCACACACUGCCUUCCGCAAGGCCGGUGAUUACUUUGGUAUCAAGAUUCACCUCGUCGACUGCCCUGCGCCCAGCUAUCAGGUCGAUGUCAAGAGAGUGGCGCGUCUGAUCAACCCCAACACGGUUCUGCUAGUCGGUUCUGCUCCCAACUUUCCUCACGGUAUCAUCGACGACAUCGCGGCCUUGUCCAGACUGGCUGUCCGCAAGAAGCUCCCCCUCCACGUCGACUGCUGCCUAGGAUCAUUUCUCGUGCCGUAUCUCGAAAAGGCCGGCUUCGAAUCGGAGCUUUUCGAUUUCCGUCUCAAAGGUGUUACCAGUAUCAGUUGCGACACCCACAAGUACGGCUUUGCCCCCAAGGGUAAUUCGACCGUGUUGUACCGCACGGCGGAGCUACGCCAGUACCAGUACUAUGUCUGCCCUGACUGGUCCGGAGGCGUUUACGCAUCUCCCGGUAUUGCUGGAUCGCGCCCUGGUGCAUUGAUCGCCGGCUGCUGGGCGAGCUUGUUGACCGUAGGCGAGGCCGGCUAUGUGGAUGCUUGUGUAAAGAUUGUUGGUGCCGCCAAGAAGAUCGCAGAGGCCAUUCAAAGUUCUGGAACGCUCAACGGCGAGCUCGAGAUUGUCGGUAAGCCCCUCGUUUCCGUGGUCGCCUUCACCGCUCUCAACCUCGACAUCUACGACAUCGCCGAUGCCAUGUCGAGCAAGGGAUGGCAUCUCAAUGCGCUGCAGAACCCUCCGGCAAUCCACGUGGCUGUAACCAUGCCCAUUGCCAAGGUGUGGGAGCGUCUGGUUAGCGACCUGGAGACUGUUAUCGAGGAGGAACGCGAGAAGGAAAGAGUGCGUCAGGUGGAGGGCAAAGGGGCCAAGGGCAAGGCCAUGGGCAACUCGGCUGCCCUGUAUGGUGUAGCUGGCUCUCUGCCAAAUAAGAGUGUUGUCGUGGACCUGGCAAAGGGAUUCCUGGAUAUUUUGUACAAGGCAUAA
Molecule: messenger RNA, 1701 nt
Organism: Metarhizium brunneum ARSEF 3297
Lineage: Eukaryota; Fungi; Ascomycota; Sordariomycetes; Hypocreales; Clavicipitaceae
Gene: DPL1
Product: Sphingosine-1-phosphate lyase
Biological process (GO): carboxylic acid metabolic process; sphingolipid catabolic process
Cellular component (GO): endoplasmic reticulum
Molecular function (GO): sphinganine-1-phosphate aldolase activity; pyridoxal phosphate binding
Source: RefSeq, a predicted model, not a curated record